Fibroporia radiculosa is the source of this 2175-nucleotide messenger RNA. RefSeq lists its product as uncharacterized. Gene Ontology annotation, cellular component: fungal-type vacuole membrane. The record is from RefSeq and is a predicted model, not a curated record. The transcript has 6 exons. Lineage: Eukaryota; Fungi; Basidiomycota; Agaricomycetes; Polyporales; Fibroporiaceae. The coding region runs from base 1 to 2175 and encodes 724 amino acids. Gene Ontology annotation, molecular function: oligopeptide transmembrane transporter activity.
AUGGCCUCCGCGGGCGAAAAGAUGCCACCUGGCCAGACGGUCAUGGAGCAGAUCGAGCACGAGGACCAGUUCGACGAGAAAAAGUCCUAUUCCGACCAGGUCCUGGACGUCCCGUCUGUCGAAUAUGAAGACAAGAACAGUGGCUUGAUGGACUUUGGCACUGAUGAUCCUUUCCCCGUCGAUCCAGAUGCACCUGAGGAACAGCAGCUCACGUUCCGUGCAGUCUUCGUUGGAUGCGCGCUCGGUGCCGUGAUUUCGGCCAGCAACGUCUAUCUCGGCCUCAAAACUGGCUGGACGUUUGGCGCGUCCAUGUUUGGCUCGAUUUUCGGCUUUGCCAUCCUCAAGCCGCUAUCCAAAGCACUCCCCGAAUGGUUAGGGGGAGGAUACUUCGGGCCGAAGGAAAAUGUCUGCUGCCAGAGUGCGGCUACGGCUGCGGGUUCCCUAGGUCUUCUGUUCAGUUCUGGCUUCCCUGCGGCGUAUCAGCUUGGCCUUCUUGGGAAGGACCCCUCUGCUGACUUUGGCCGUCUUAUCACCUUCACCAUCUGUUGUGCAUAUGUCGGCAUUUUCUUCACCAUGCCGUUGCGGCGGUUGUACAUCCUCAAACUCAAACUGACCUUCCCAAGCUCCGUCGCGACUGCGUACACCAUCCGCUCGCUGCACGUGGGCGCGGACGCCGCCGCCAAUGCGCGCAAGAAGACGUGGGCGUUGGCGAUCGCGUUCGGGAUUUCGAUCAUGUGGCGCGUCGUGAGCGAGUACGCACCGGGGAUCAUGUGGGACUGGCACUGGAGUUGGUGGUUCUACCGCGCGGGCUGGAAAUGGAUCAUCUGUGCUGAGAGCUGGGGCUGGAUAUGGGAGUGGACGCCCGCCUUCAUCGGCGUUGGGCUGCUGGUACCAAUGAACAGCUCGGUCUCGUUCGUUGGUGGCGCCGCUCUUGCGUGGGCUAUCAUCGGGCCCGCUCUCGUCACGACCGGCCGGGCGUUCGGUGAGGCAUACGCCGCGCAGUAUCCAGGCUACAUCAACUACGCGAACAUGGUCCUCGAUGACCCGGUGCACAAGCCAUCGCCCGAGUACUGGAUGAUCUGGCCGGGCUGCAUGCUCCUGCUCACCGCAAGCGUGAGCGAAAUUGGCGCGAACUACAAGUCGAUCGUGACUGCGUUCUCGGUGAUGCUCGCGCCCCUUAUCGAGCGCAUCCGCCCCGGCUCGACGGGCGACGUCAAGGAGGAAGAUGGGUUCUUCGACCCUGUGCCUCCAGAGGAGCAGACGCCGUGGUGGAUGUGGGUCGGCGGCCUUGUUGUGAGUACGAUCAUGACGAUGUGCGUGAUGAAGUACCAGUUCGGCCAGAACGCGGGCAUCACGCUUUUGUCUAUCGUCUUUGCAUUCAUCUUCUCGCUCGUUGGCGCCGAGUGCGUUGGCCGCGUGUCAGUGAACCCGGUCACCACGCUGGGCAACUUCUCGCAGCUGAUCUUCGGCGGUAUCUCUAAAGGCUCGAAUAUGCCCCAGGCACAGAACCAGCUCAACAACGGCCUGACGGGCAUGAUCACGCUCGCCGCAGCCGAGCAGUGCUCCGACAUGCUCGGCGACCUCAAGACGACGCACCUCCUCGGCGCAUCGCCGCGCGUGCAGCUCUACGCACAGUGCGCGGGCGCGCUCGUCUCCAUCUUCCUCUCGACGGCGAUGUACGUCGUCUUCUCGACCGCGUACCCGUGCAUCAACACGCUCUCGACGACGACGUGCUCGUUCCCCGCGCCGGACGUCGCCGCGUGGCGCGCAGUCUCACUCGCCGUGUCCGACCCGUCGCUGCCCAUCCCGCUGUCGUCAGGGGUCACCGCACUCGUGUUCGGCGGGCUCGUCAUCGUCUCGACGGCCGUGAAGCACCGCUACGUCGCGCCGGCACAGCACAAGUGGUUCCCGAACUGGAACGCGGUCGGCAUCGCGAUGGUGCUCGGCCCGUCGAACGUGUACCCGACGGCGAUGAUGUUCGGGAGCCUCAUCGCGCUCGUGUGGCAGCGGCGCUUUGCGGGCUCGUGGAUCAUGUACGGCUACGCGGUGGCGGCGGGCAUGAUCGCGGGCGAGGGCCUGGGUGGGAUCGUCAAUGCGGCGCUGCAGAUUGGGAAGGUGUCGGGCGCGAUAUACGGCACGAGCGUGGGCUGCCCGAUGAACGCGUACUGUGGAUGA